AUGGUAUUGCUCACUUUAAUUGCACGUCUUAAAGAUGGACUUAUUUUGGCAACUUCAAUUGAAGGAGCUGAUGAUAGGGAUAACUCAUUUGUAAAAUAUACUUCACAAGCUAAAUUGUUGUUUAGGAGACUAGGAUCUGAAAAUGGUCCAAAAGAAAGAUCUGUAAACAGUGAUCAAUAUGUAUUUCAUUACAUUAUAAGAGAAAAUAUUGCUACAUUAUGUCUUUGUGAGCAAACUUUUCCAAGAAAUUCUGCUUUUGCUUAUCUUGAAGAUGUUGCAAGUAAAUUUAUGGAACAAUAUGGCACAGCAAAAAUUGAUCAAGUUUUAAGACCAUAUCAUUUUGUUGAAUUUGAUACCUAUAUUCAACAAGCUAAACGUAAAUACAGUGACAAAAAUAGAUUUGCAAUGUCUGCUGUAAGUAAUGAGCUUCAAGAUGUACAAAGAAUAAUGUUUUCAAAUAUUGAAGAUAUGCUUCAUAGAAGUGAGGCAUUAAAUAUACUUGAAACGAGGGCAGAUGGUCUUUAUGAAAUGUCAAAAAAAUAUAGGGAUGAUGCUAAACUUUUAAAUCAAAAAAGUGCUAUAUUUAAAAUUUUUGUAGGAAUGGGAGUGGCAGGAAUUCUCUUUUUCAUACUUAAAUUCUUAAUUCUUUAA
Molecule: messenger RNA, 651 nt
Organism: Strongyloides ratti
Lineage: Eukaryota; Metazoa; Nematoda; Chromadorea; Rhabditida; Strongyloididae
Product: Sec22 ortholog
Exons: 2
Coding region: 1-651 (216 amino acids)
Biological process (GO): retrograde vesicle-mediated transport, Golgi to endoplasmic reticulum; endoplasmic reticulum to Golgi vesicle-mediated transport; vesicle fusion with Golgi apparatus
Cellular component (GO): SNARE complex; ER to Golgi transport vesicle membrane; endoplasmic reticulum membrane
Molecular function (GO): SNAP receptor activity
Source: RefSeq, a predicted model, not a curated record